Molecule: messenger RNA, 1779 nt
Organism: Sclerotinia sclerotiorum 1980 UF-70
Lineage: Eukaryota; Fungi; Ascomycota; Leotiomycetes; Helotiales; Sclerotiniaceae
Exons: 1
Coding region: 1-1779 (592 amino acids)
Biological process (GO): transmembrane transport
Molecular function (GO): transmembrane transporter activity
Source: RefSeq, a predicted model, not a curated record
AUGUCUGAAGUGAAUCGCCUCGAAAAUGCAGAAAAGUCACAAGAAGCAGAAGCGAGUUUACAAGGUGCCAUCGUCCCCAAUGAAUUAGAUCAAUGCCCAGAAGAUUCUACUGUAGAGGAAAGAGAGAGAUUACCGGAACAUGUCUCUAUCCAUAAUCAAUCCUCCUCUUCAUCGUCAAUAGCAGAAGAUCAAGAUGAUACACCCGAUCUCGAAUUGGCACCUGUUGCUUCCGGUCCACCAUAUUCGGCUUUUGGUCUUUGGAAAAAGAGAUACAUUGUCGGCAUGUGCACAUUGGCAGCUUUCAUCUCCCCUACGUCGGCCAACAUAUACUUCCCGGCGCUUAAUCCACUCGCCGCGGACCUGGGUGUAUCUAAUACCCUCAUCAAUUUGACUCUCACAUCUUUCAUGAUCUUUCAAGGUCUGGCGCCAACAGUUUUUGGAGAUUUAGCAGAUAUGGCUGGAAGACGUCCUACAUAUAUCAUUGCAUUCAUUAUAUACUUGGGCGCAAAUAUUGGUCUAGCGCUACAGAACAGUUAUGCUGCUUUGUUCAUCCUACGAUGUUUACAAAGUUGUGGAAGUAGCGGUGCCAUCGCUUUAGGGUUUGGAGUCAUUGCGGAUGUAUCCACAAGUGCUGAACGGGGAUCUUACAUGGGACUUGUUGGAGCUGGCGCCAUGAUGGGACCAGCUAUAGGACCUGUGAUUGGUGGUAUCUUGGCACAAUUCCUGGGAUGGCGUGCAAUCUUUUGGUUUCUCGUAAUUCUCGCAGCUGUGUUCCUCAUACCAUUUACUCUUACCGUUCCUGAAACUGGCCGGAACGUUGUUGGUAAUGGAUCUAUCCCGCCUCCAGGCUGGAAUAUGACGGUUGUUGAAUGGUGGAAAUGUCGCAAAGAACAAAAGUCUGCAGAUGGACUUUCUCGGACAGCAACAGCUGAAAGUAGAAGAGCCGCGCAGGCCGACCUUGCAAGCAAACGAAAACUACGCUGGCCAAAUCCUUUGAAAACAGUAUACAUCAUCAUGGAGAAGGACGUUGCCAUGGUGUUAUUUUACAAUGCUCUACUAUAUACAGCAUUCUACGACGUUACAGCUUCUACACCACAACUUUUCAAGGAAAUAUACGGGUUCAAUGACUUACAGAUUGGUCUAUGCUAUCUCCCGUUUGGAUGUGGUUGUGCGUUGUCUAGUAUUAUCAACGGUAAAAUGUUGGAUCGAAAUUACAAGAAAAUAGCCCGAGAUAUCGGAUUUAGCAUCGAUCGUAAGAGGGGCGAUAACCUGAGACAUUUUCCCAUUGAAAGGGCUAGAUUAGAGAUAAUUUGGCCUCUCUUGAGUGUGGGACUUGCUUGCUAUCUUUGUUAUGGUUGGGUGCUGGAGAAGAAUGCUAACUUGGCUGUACCUCUCGUUCUUCAAUUCUUCUUAGGGCUUUGCAUUAACGGUGCUUUCAAUGUUCUAAGCACUCUUGUUGUUGACUUGUAUCCACAAAGUCCAUCUACCGCCACGGCUGCAAAUAAUCUUGUACGAUGUCUACUUGGUGCAGGUGGAACAGGGAUCAUUACUAUUAUGAUUGAUCAUAUGGGAAGAGGAUGGUGCUUUACAUUCAUUGCUCUUGUGUGUAUUGCCACAUCUCCAAUGUUAUGGAUUGAAUUUAAAUGGGGACCGGUAUGGAGAGAAGAAAGAAUGGUAAGAAUAGAUAAGCAGGCUGGAGAAGAGAAGCUUAGACAGGAAGCUGAAGAGGCUAAUGCUCAAGUCACGCAACAUGAUGGAACAAUGAACGAGAAAGUUUAA